AUGCACGAUAUGCCAGCAUGGGUUCAGCAGUCCAUGGUGCAACAGGACGCCUGCGACGCUACCGCAACAGCUAGCUUCCCGGUUGCUGAAGACACGUGGGAUAGUAGCAGCCUCCUACCUGCGGCAGAUCUCAAUCAUGUGGCGCAUGAUGUCGUUGGAACUGCAUGCCUUAGCGUCGGAGACGAUGAGCACGUCAGUCUCGGUAGACAACCAUUCCCGAACUCUACCUCGGAAGCCCCGGCUGUUUCUGAGGAAGGAAGGAGGGGCGAUGCCGGAGACUCUGGCUCCGCUCGCACAUGUUCCUGCCCUGUCUGUCUGGAUCUGCACACUAUAAAUUGGUUCUCAUCCAAAGCUCCAAGCCCUGGCUUGGUGCCGAGAGCACAAUAUUCCUGCCGUCUACCAGCCUGUGACUGGAUGGCCCGAGGUCUUGACGGCGCGACAGUGAAUCGCUACACCAAUGCACUAUCCCGGCACGAGAAGUCCCAUUUCAGCCAAAAGGGACGAUUCAUUUGCUUCGAAGAGCAUUGCUAG
This is a messenger RNA of Letharia columbiana, 531 nucleotides long. RefSeq lists its product as uncharacterized. The transcript has a single exon. Lineage: Eukaryota; Fungi; Ascomycota; Lecanoromycetes; Lecanorales; Parmeliaceae. Bases 1 to 531 code for a protein of 176 amino acids. The record is from RefSeq and is a predicted model, not a curated record.